Messenger RNA from Telopea speciosissima, 2568 nucleotides. Its product is annotated as probable methyltransferase PMT11. The record is from RefSeq and is a predicted model, not a curated record. The transcript is spliced from 9 exons. Bases 62 to 2074 code for a protein of 670 amino acids. Gene Ontology annotation, molecular function: methyltransferase activity. NCBI's taxonomy places the organism in Eukaryota, Viridiplantae, Streptophyta, Magnoliopsida, Proteales, Proteaceae. Gene Ontology annotation, cellular component: trans-Golgi network; endosome; cytoplasm.
UCUCUCUCCCUCCUCUUCUUCUUCUUCUUCUUCCUCGUCAGAGGAAAAUUCAGUCGAGAAGAUGAAAAGCAUAAGCAGCUCAGAACUCUUCAAAACUCCUCUUUUCGUGAAAAUCACAGGUUUCAUGCUCGUCGCCUGUGCUUUCUUCUACCUCGGCAAGCACGUCUCCGAUGGAACUCAACCGCUCCUUUUUUUCAGCACUCACCAACAAGCUCCUAUCGAGAACCACUUCCCUUCAAUCUCCAUCUCCCCCAAUGCCAACAAAACGGUGGAUCUCUCACCUCUCAGCUUGAAUCCUCCAACACCGCCACCUCUACCUCCACCUCCACCUCCACCUUCACCGCCUGCAUUGUUUCCACCGAGGAUGGGAAUUGUCGAUGAGAAUGGGACAAUGUCGGAGGAAUUCGAGGUGGGUGAAUUCGAUCCGGAUCUGAUUGAGAAAUGGGGGAAUUUGAGUGAUCAGGUGGAGAAAGGGGAUGAGAGUGUCUCGGUAUCUAGUAAGUUGAAUGUGAAGAGAUUUGAGCUGUGUCCGGUUAGUAUGAGAGAGUACAUACCUUGUUUGGAUAAUGUGGAGGAGAUUCGGAAGUUGAAUUCGACGGAGAGAGGGCAAAAGUACGAGCGGCAUUGCCCUGGGGAAGGAAGGGGUUUGAAUUGUUUGGUUCCAGCUCCCGAGAAUUACAGACCUCCGAUACUCUGGCCUACAAGCAGAGAUGAGGUUUGGUUCAGCAAUGUGCCACAUACGCGUUUGGUCGAAGACAAGAGUGGCCAGAAUUGGAUUACAAGAGCGAAAGAUAAAUUUAAAUUCCCGGGAGGUGGAACUCAGUUUAUUCAUGGGGCAGAUCAAUAUUUGAAUCAGAUUUCACAGAUGGUACCUGAUAUUGCAUUUGGUUGUCAUACCCGAGUUGUGUUGGAUGUUGGUUGUGGAGUAGCAAGCUUUGGUGCUUUUCUGCUUUCACGUAAUGUGACUACUAUGUCAAUAGCACCAAAAGAUGUUCAUGAGAACCAGAUUCAGUUUGCAUUAGAGCGUGGGGUGCCUGCUAUGGUGGCAGCUUUUGCAACACACCGUUUGCCUUAUCCGAGCCAGGCUUUUGAUCUGAUACAUUGUUCAAGAUGUAGAAUUAAUUGGACCCGUGAUGAUGGAAUUCUGCUUCUGGAGGUCAACAGGAUGCUGAGAGCUGGAGGAUACUUUGCCUGGGCAGCACAGCCUGUUUACAAACAUGAAGAGAACCUACAAGAGCAAUGGAAAGAGAUGGAGGACCUUACUGUUCGUCUUUGUUGGGAGCUUGUGAAGAAGGAAGGAUAUAUUGCUAUAUGGAAGAAGCCUUUAAACAAUAACUGCUAUGAUAGUCGUGAUGCGGGAGCUCAACCUCCACUAUGUGAUCCCAAUGAUAACCCAGACACUGUUUGGUAUGUUGGUCUGAGAGCAUGCAUUUCUCGAUUACCUGUGAAUGGGUAUGGAGCCAAUCUUACUGCAUGGCCUGCACGCCUGCAUUCUCCUUCUGAUAGGCUCCAGAGCAUAGGUAUUGAAGCCUACAUAUCCAGAAAGGAGCUCUUCAGGGCAGAAUCCAAGUACUGGGAUGAAAUAAUAGAAAGCUAUGUUCGUGCUUACCACUGGAAGGAAUUAAAACUACGGAAUGUGAUGGAUAUGAGGGCUGGGUUUGGAGGGUUUGCUGCAGCGUUAUAUGAUUUAGGGAUAGACUGUUGGGUUAUGAAUGUCAUUCCUGUUAGUGGGCCGAAUACCUUGCCUGUUAUUUAUGAUCGUGGACUCAUAGGAGUUAUGCACGACUGGUGUGAGCCAUUUGAUACAUACCCAAGAACUUAUGACCUAUUGCAUGCAGCAGGUCUCUUCUCAACAGAACAAAAAAGAUGUAACAUUUCAUCUAUCAUGCUUGAGAUGGAUAGGAUUCUGAGGCCAGGUGGACAUGUUUACAUUCGUGACUUGUUAUCGGUUAUAGAUGAACUUCAAGAAAUUGCAAAAGCAAUGGGAUGGCAAGCAACAAUAUAUGAUACUGAGGAAGGUCCCCACGCAAGUCGGCGGGUCUUGAUGGGUGAGAAGCGUCUAUUACGUGCUUGAAUCAGUGAAAAAGGAGGACAGCAUGUAAACUUUUGCUCCUUUUCCUUAUGAGAACUGUACUGCCCUCAUUGGAUUCGCUAGACUUCUCCGAAGGAAAGCAAAGGACGAUGGAGCACUGCUAAAGCUGAUUGCAUACUUGGAAUCUCCCCUCCCCAAUGACAAGAUCUGAUUGGAUACUUGGGAUCUCCACUCUCCAAUUAUGUGUAUUGAGAUUAAAUAUUUCAAUCCAUUAAUUGUGAAAUCAUCCAUGUAAUUUGUACCUGUAAAUCUAAUCUGACUGCCUAAAUGUUUUAGGAUAACCCAAUUUCUUUUCAAGAAUAACCGAAGGCAAGAGAAAACGAAUGAAAAAUUAUUGUCGUUCCGUUUACUAGAAUUGUGGAAGUGUUCUAUGUAUUUGUAUUUGUAAAUUGGAGCUGACUGUCUAGCAUGUUGUAGGGUAAUCAGAUUUCAAAUGGAGAAUAUUAAAGCAAAAGAAAAGUAUAAUCUUGUACCCA